AUUGCGCUGCAACUAUUUUUAAAUUUCUGCAAGCAUGGCCCGCUGUACGAGUAUAGCUUUGUUAAUAUAUCUAUUUGCCUAUGAAGUUUCAGCCACCACGACAACUUAUUCCAAAUUUUUAACGUUUAGUGAAAACCCUUGCAAUUAUUGUAGUACACACAUAGCUUGUAGAAACACAUGGAAAUUUCCCGACUCUUGUAAUCUGAAUGCAGAAUUCGUAACAAUGACACCUGAAUUGCGAAACUUUUUGAUGGACUUACAUAACGAACGCCGUAAUAUUUUAGCUGGAGGCAAUCAAAAAGGUUACCUACCUGCGGUUCGCAUGGCUACAAUGUCCUGGAAUUAUGAAUUUGAAUAUCUAUCUGCUUUGAAUCUUUUGCAAUGCGAUUUGAAACACGAUAAAUGUCGCCGAACACCCACCCAUCCCUAUGUAGGACAAAAUUUGGCAUCUCUGACAUGGAAUACGAAGGAAUUAAGCAUUGAGGAGAUACUCACAUUGCUGGUGGAUUAUUGGUACAAAGAACACCAAUAUAUAACAAUGGACCAUAUCAAAUAUUUUCCGCGAGCGAAUUUACCACAUGCAAUUGGACACUUCACCCAGAUGGCUCAAGAGCGUGCAAAUGAAGUCGGUUGUGCCGUAAUGCGUCAUUCGAGCGAAGACCUAAGGCAUGUGCUCUUGGCUUGCAAUUAUUCAUUUGCAAACUUCUACAAUGUGACCAUCUAUAGACAUGGAUCUGCGGCCUCUAAAUGCCAGACAGGGGUUAACACAAAAUAUACAAAUCUAUGUUCGGCUAGGGAAAAAUAUAACACUAGUAGCUUGGUUUACUAGAAACAAGGAAAAUACAAUUUCGGUAUAAACAAAAAAUUAAAUUUUAAUAAAAUUAUUAACGUUGAACAAAAUUUUAAAAUAUGUUAAAAAUUUUAA
Stomoxys calcitrans (stable fly) is the source of this 925-nucleotide messenger RNA. Its product is annotated as antigen 5 like allergen Cul n 1-like. The transcript is spliced from 3 exons. NCBI's taxonomy places the organism in Eukaryota, Metazoa, Arthropoda, Insecta, Diptera, Muscidae. The record is from RefSeq and is a predicted model, not a curated record. Bases 35 to 829 code for a protein of 264 amino acids.